AUGUGCGAGUACCCGAUAUACGUCAAGGCGCUCAUCAAGCGGCAGCAGGGACGGAUACAGGAAUCUUUGCAGCUCUUCCAGGCGGCAACCGCGCUAAACCCGCACAACGUCGCCAACCUCAAGCAGGUGGGCCGAUCGCUGUACCUCCUGGGCAAGCACAAGGCGGCGGUGGACGUGUACGACGAGGCGCAGCGCGUGAGUACCGCGGAGGACUGGGAGAUUUGGCACAACAAAGGGUUGUGUCACAUGUACCUCAAGCAAUACGACGAAAGCGUGGAGUGCUUCCGAUCGGCCAACGACGUGCAGCGCCACGACACCACGUACAGGCAGAUGGGCAAGGUGUUCACGCUCCAGGAGCGGUACCAGGAGGCGGUCGACGUCUACCUCGAAGCCCUGGAGUUCUCGCCGGAUAACCCCGAGCUGCUCACGACCGUCGGCCUCCUCUACCUGCGAAUGGGGGAGAAUUACAGGGCGUUCGAGUACCUCGGCAACUCGCUCUCCGUCGACCCGCGAGACGCGAAGACGAUACUCGCCGCCGGCUCGAUCAUUCAGGAUCACAACGACAUGGACGGGGCGCUGAUCAAGUACCGCGUCGCGGCGGUGCAAACCCCGAACAGCGCGCAGCUGUGGAACAACGUGGGGAUGUGCUUCUUCGGCAAGCGCAAGUACAUCGCGUCCAUCGCGUGCCUCAAGCGAGCGCUGUACUUGGACCCCUUCGAGUGGAUAAUCGCGUACAACCUCGGGUUGGUCCACCUGACGACGGGGCAGUGCGCCAGCGCGUUUCACUUCUUCUCGAGCAGCAUCAACCUCAAGCCCGACUUUCCCGCGGCGUACAUGUACCUCGCCGUCACCCUGGCGAGGCUGGACGACUUUGAAAACGCGUGCGCCGCGUACGACAGGGCGGCGGAGAUCGACGGCGGGGCGGAUUUUACGAUUCGGUUAAAUUACGCCAUCACGCUCUUCAACGGCGGCGACGCGGAACGGUCGCGGACGCAGUUCGCGGAGUUUGAAAAAGCGUGGCUCGCGGCGGACGAGGAGAGCAGGGCGGCGGACCCGGACGUGGAGACGCAGGCGGAGACGCUUCGGCGGGCUCUCGGGUUGUAG
Micromonas commoda is the source of this 1104-nucleotide messenger RNA. RefSeq names its product bardet-biedl syndrome 4 (gene BBS4). The record is from RefSeq and is a predicted model, not a curated record. Gene Ontology annotation, biological process: protein localization to cilium; cilium assembly. Gene Ontology annotation, cellular component: ciliary basal body. The coding region runs from base 1 to 1104 and encodes 367 amino acids. Gene Ontology annotation, molecular function: protein binding. The transcript has a single exon. NCBI's taxonomy places the organism in Eukaryota, Viridiplantae, Chlorophyta, Mamiellophyceae, Mamiellales, Mamiellaceae.